AUGGCGCCCGAUCGCACGGGAAAAAGCGUGUUCCUAGGGAACAUUCCCUACAACCUCACUGAGGAGCAAGUCAAAGACAUCCUCAGCACCGCUGGAACCGUUACCAAGUUCCGGUUAAUGAUGAACCCAGAGACUGGAAAGCCGAAAGGAUACGGAUUUGCAGACUUUGCCGACGCCGACGCCGCAGCGUCAGCUGUUCGCAAUCUAAAUGACUACGAGAUCAUGGGUCGCAAGAUCCGAGUCGACUGGCCUCAUAACAAUGAGAAGGAUUCGAUACCCACAGACUAUCCCCAAGAAUCGCAACCGACACAGGACCCCACACAGCAGAUGCAGCAGAUUCCUGGUGCUGCGCCACUGCCUCCUCUGCCCCCAGGUGUCGAAGUCCCACCUCAUCUCGACUGCCCCAACGCCAUCUCCCACACUCUCGCCUCUCUCCCUCCAAACCAGCUCCUCGACGUCCUCACCCAGAUGAAAUCCCUUGCAGUGGCCGAUCCGGCCCGCGCAACUGAGCUUCUGCGUCAAGCGCCACAACUCGCGUACGCUAUUUUCCAGGCGCUACUCCUCAUGAAUCUGGUUGAAUACCAACUUCUCGGAUCCAUUGUUGAGCAGGCUGCCCAGCCUCAGCCGGCAGCACACAAUCAGUACCAGCAAUAUGGUGUUCCUGGUCAGAUAUCUACUCCACCCGUUGCUGCCACGCCGUUCGCACCGCCACCUCCACAAGCUGCAGCUCCCCAGCCUGUAGCUGGCCAAGAAGAGCUCCUACAGCAGGUAUUGGCUAUGCCGCAAGCUGCUAUCGACGCACUGCCCCCAAUGGAACGCAAUCAAAUCAUGAUGCUCCGUCAGCAACUGAUGCAAGGUGGUAUGAGGUAA
This is a messenger RNA of Penicillium malachiteum, 870 nucleotides long. Its product is annotated as putative polyadenylation factor subunit CstF64. Gene Ontology annotation, cellular component: mRNA cleavage and polyadenylation specificity factor complex. The transcript has 2 exons. Gene Ontology annotation, molecular function: mRNA binding. The record is from RefSeq and is a predicted model, not a curated record. Bases 1 to 870 code for a protein of 289 amino acids. Gene Ontology annotation, biological process: mRNA 3'-end processing. Lineage: Eukaryota; Fungi; Ascomycota; Eurotiomycetes; Eurotiales; Aspergillaceae.